CAGAUAUAUACGGGACCUCCAAGCUACUCCCUCAAAGCAGAAGCUGUAAAAUAGCACGGAGGAGAUGCUACAGUAUACAAGUUCAACUCCAAGGGACUUUCCGUUCACGUUUUUACAACGUAUCACAAAUGAUUUUUGUAAGGAGCGCAUAAUUGGUCGUGGUGGGUUCGGAGUAGUUUAUAAGGAUGUACAUGAUAAUGGGGAAGUGGUUGCUGUGAAGAAACUUUACAACCUGCUUGGACUAGACGACGGACAAUUUAAGAACGAGCUUCUGAAUCUCAUGAGGGUCCAACAUCCAAAUAUCAUACGGUUGGUUGGCUACUGCUCUGAAACACGAGAUGUAGUUGUUGAGCACAAUGGAAAACUCAUUCUUGCUAGCAUGGAAGAAAGAGCUCUCUGUUUGGAAUACAUGCAUGGUGGAACCCUUGACAAGCUUAUUUCUGAUGAAUCAAGCGGACUUGAUUGGGGUGCACGUUACAAAGUAAUUAAAGGGAUAUGUAAGGGUUUAAAGCACCUGCACACAGGAUCCAAAGAUCCUAUCUACCAUCUGGACUUAAAACCUGCCAACAUAUUACUGGAUAAGGACAUGACACCCAAAAUUGGAGACUUCGGGAUGUCAAGACUAUUUGGUUCAGGUUUUUCCGGACGGAGGGAGGGAGUAUGAUUAUGCUUGAUUAUGCUUGAUGACCUCUGAUUAUGGUUCAGGUUUUUCCAAACUUGGGACAGGUUUUUCCGGACGGAGGGAGUAUGAUUAUGUUGUGUCUUACCACCUCGCAUGGCACUUUUUCUCAUGUUAUUUCCACUUUCGCAGGUUACUGGAAACUGGUGCAAGAGGUUGUACGCAGAAGAUAUGUCGUUGGAGGCAUUGCUGGCAGUUCAGACAUGCAUCAGAAUAGCGUUAAGAUGUAUCCAAGCCGAACGAGCGAGGAGGCCUACUGUAACCGAGAUUGUCGUGGAACUGGAUAUGCUUGAUGACCUCUGUUUCGAGCGC
Messenger RNA from Triticum aestivum (bread wheat), 991 nucleotides. Its product is annotated as cysteine-rich receptor-like protein kinase 29. The transcript is spliced from 3 exons. Gene Ontology annotation, biological process: protein phosphorylation. The coding region runs from base 65 to 664 and encodes 199 amino acids. The record is from RefSeq and is a predicted model, not a curated record. Gene Ontology annotation, molecular function: protein kinase activity; ATP binding. NCBI's taxonomy places the organism in Eukaryota, Viridiplantae, Streptophyta, Magnoliopsida, Poales, Poaceae.